CUGUCACCACUGUUUCUUUAACUCCCAUACCCCUGAGGAUGCUUAGCUUUUUUCAGCAAACAUUUAUCGGGCGCCUGCUAUGUGACUGGCUAGACUCAGCUGGCAGUGUAGGGAGAAGGCACUGAACACUCCUAGUGCUCCUUCAAGUGCAAAUUCAAGUACAAAUCGCCCAGCCCCACCCAUUCUAGGUACAGACGAUGUGUGCGCAGCACUCGAACACACACACACACACACACGCGAACACGAACACACACGCGCACGCACACACGAACGGCUCUGCGCGGCUUUUCUGAGUGUUACGGCACCCUCUGCCCGCCCCCGCGCGGCGCGGGCGGGGACCCACUGGUUCCGCUCAGCACCAGCAGCGGGCAAAGGAGGACCCCCGGGAACGAGACCCCGCCGUCCGGUGGCCCAGUCCUCUUCAGCCUUAGGCCCGCAUGGAGGGAACUGCGGAGUUCCAGACGCCUGACCUGCGAGAUGUGGAGGGCAAGGUGGGCAGGAAGACUCCUGAAGGGCUGCUCCGCGGGCUGCGAGGGGAAUGGGAGCCGGGAACCUCCAGCGCCCUGCUGCUCUCAGGGGCGCCUAUUACCGGCCACGGCCACAGCCUGGGGGACAAGAUCAUGGCGUUGAGGAUGGAGCUGGCUUACCUGCGAGCCAUCGAUGUGAAGAUCCUGCAGCAGCUGUUGACCUUGAAUGAGGGCAUCGAGGCUGUGCGCUGGCUGUUGGAGGAGAGGGGGACAGUGACCAGCCACUGCAGCAGCCUCACCAGCAGCCAAUAUAGCCUGACAGGCGGGAGCCCAGACCACUCAAGGCGAGGCAGCUGGGACAGCCUGCCGGACACCAGCUCCACUGACCGGCUGGACAGUCUCUCCAUUGGCAGCUUCCUAGACACGGUGGUCCCCAGCGAGCUGGAUGAACAGGGCCCCCCUGGGGCUCCCCGUCCUGAGACUGGGCAAAGGUUAUACCCAGUGGGGACAGGGCCCAGUGGGGACAGGGCCAGGACUGAGGUGGACCUGACAGCCAGCAGGCUAGGGAAUUUGAGGGCUGUAUGGAAGCCCCCAGGGGAGGGGCUCCAAGGUGGACCUCCUGAGCCACUAGAGGAUGAGAGUGCCAAGCUGGGCUUUGAGGCCCACUGGUACUGGCAGUGUCAGGAUGACGUGACCUUCUUAUAGUAACACUCCCACCCUUUUGUAUUCCUGUGGCUCUUUCAUUGCUAGGCCCUGGUUUCCCUGGAAAUUUAUUCUCCCUCAUUCUGGGUCUAGGAAGAGGCUGCAUCAAAAUCAGUUACCGUGGAAAUCUGACCUUAUCAUCCUUCUGGGCCCUAAGGAGGCUCUGCCUUUAUCCCUCAAUGAUUGGGAUCCUAGAACUAUUUCCAUAGAUACAUUGACUCUAGAGGUUUGACCUGUGGCUUCUCGUAAGAUAGUAACUUCCCUUCCCCCUCCGUGCCCCCCCUUCCUCCCGGAACUAGGUAAGGAUUUCAGGGAUUUAGGACGCCUAAGAGAUUGCUGAUGAGGAGUUGGGGGUCCAAUUACCU
Messenger RNA from Mustela erminea (ermine), 1534 nucleotides. It is a transcript of the gene LURAP1, whose product is annotated as leucine rich adaptor protein 1. Gene Ontology annotation, biological process: positive regulation of cytokine production; positive regulation of canonical NF-kappaB signal transduction. The transcript is spliced from 2 exons. NCBI's taxonomy places the organism in Eukaryota, Metazoa, Chordata, Mammalia, Carnivora, Mustelidae. The record is from RefSeq and is a predicted model, not a curated record. The coding region runs from base 438 to 1172 and encodes 244 amino acids.